CAUUGGAAUACAAGAGUGAGAGAGAGAGAGAGAGGUGCCAAGCAACCAUUUCUCUCCAAGUUCUUUCCUUCUUUCCCAAUCUUCCUCCUUUUAACACCCCCUUCAUUUUCUUCUCUCCUUCUUAUAUUACCAAAGUUGGUAGUGAUGUCACUAAAAUCACCAAGAUAUCAAGGUUUUUAAGUUUUUUUUUUUAGCAACUUUAAAUUUUACACACACAAAAAGAAAAACCAAAAGCAUUUCAUUAGUUAUUUCUUCUUCCUGUUUUAUAGUUUUGGAAUUGAAACAGGUUUUUAUUUUUUAUUUUAUAUACCUUCUCUUCUUGCAUAAUAAAACAUGGCAACAACCAUAAAUAUGUACAAUAGCAACAAAAACAUGACACAUGGUUUCUUAGAUCCAUAUAAUGAAGAAGAACUAAUGAAAGCACUCGAGCCUUUUAUGAAAACUAGUUCUUCUUCAUCAAUCUCUGAACAAUCUCCACUUACACCAAAUUUGAAUCCCAAUUACGGAAUCCAAGCAAGUUCCAUUGGUCUCAACCAACUCACUCCAUCACAAAUCCUUCAAAUUCAAACCCAAUUCCAAACCCGCCAACAACAACAACAAAAUAAACCCCUUACCCAAAAGCCAGUUCCCAUGAAAUACUUUGGAAUUCCCUCAAAACCAACGAAACUCUACCGUGGAGUUAGACAACGUCAUUGGGGAAAAUGGGUUGCUGAAAUACGACUUCCAAAAAACCGCACGCGUCUAUGGUUAGGUACAUUUGAUACAGCAGAGGAAGCAGCUUUUGCUUAUGAUAACGCAGCUUAUAAGCUUAGAGGUGAAUUUUCACGUCUCAAUUUUCCUCACAUGCGCUUCCAUGGAAGCUACAAUCCGCUUCCUUCCUCGGUUGAUUCAAAACUUCAAGCUAUUUGCGAAACUUUAGCUAUUUCUCAAAAACAGGGGAACACAGAAAAGCCAUGUUCCUCUGUUGAAGAUGUAAAGCCUCUGGUACAUGUUCCUGCACAAUCAAUGGGUGAAUUCGUGUUUGAGGAUUUUAAGGCGUUUUCGUCUAUGUCUGAUGAAUGUUCGCUUGGAUUGUCUUCACCAGAAUCAGGUCUUACUUUCUUGGAUUUCUCAGAUUCUAGCCAGUGGGAUGAAGUCGAGAAUUUUGGGUUGAAGAAGUUCCCUUCUGUUGAAAUUGAUUGGGAAGCCUUAUGAGUCUUUCUUUUUGGGUUUAGUAUAUGUUUAUGUAUUUUGUAAUUUCAGGGUAUAUGUUAUUGUGUCUUCGGCAGCAUCAUCUGCAAUGAAGUUUUUCACAUUUGCUGAGGGAGCUUGAAAAUUUUAGGGUACUAAAUUAGAGAGUCGUGUUAAUUAGUGGUUAUUAUUAUGGUCUAAUGAUGACCUUCUUGGUCUGCUGGUGUUUUUUUUUUUUUAUCCUUGCAUGACCAUGGGAGUUUCUAUUUGUGUCUUGGUUCCUUCUUGCUCAACUUAACUUUAAUGUCUUUUCAUGAUGGAUUUAA
Molecule: messenger RNA, 1496 nt
Organism: Medicago truncatula (barrel medic)
Lineage: Eukaryota; Viridiplantae; Streptophyta; Magnoliopsida; Fabales; Fabaceae
Product: ethylene-responsive transcription factor ERF060
Exons: 1
Coding region: 334-1194 (286 amino acids)
Biological process (GO): regulation of DNA-templated transcription
Cellular component (GO): nucleus
Molecular function (GO): DNA-binding transcription factor activity; sequence-specific DNA binding
Source: RefSeq, a predicted model, not a curated record